Pieris napi is the source of this 12493-nucleotide messenger RNA. It is a transcript of the gene Sdb, whose product is annotated as titin. Gene Ontology annotation, cellular component: centriole; sperm flagellum; ciliary basal body. Lineage: Eukaryota; Metazoa; Arthropoda; Insecta; Lepidoptera; Pieridae. Gene Ontology annotation, molecular function: microtubule binding. The record is from RefSeq and is a predicted model, not a curated record. The coding region runs from base 201 to 12248 and encodes 4015 amino acids. Gene Ontology annotation, biological process: microtubule anchoring. The transcript has 4 exons.
UCAGACUCCGCGAGCCAGUCGCAAGCAGCGCGCGCGCACGUAGCGAUACUCGAACACGAACGACUCUCGCGAAAACAUUAUUUACAUGGCAAUAGUUUUAAAUAUGUGAUAAGAUUACACGUUAAGAAUAUUUAAUCUCUACUUUUAAGAAUUAUUUAACUACGAAUCUCAAUUUAAUUUGCAUUUGAAAAAGUGACAAAAUGACUAUAAAAAAUAAAAAGACUAAGUCCAGCACGUCUGAGGUGACAUCAUCUAAAAGUGCAUCGAGCAGUGUGCAGAAGACCAGCACUUCGACUUCAGUUCAGAAAAGUAGUAAUACUCUACAGAAGGUCAGUUCGUCUGGUAAAAAGGUUCGCUACAUCGAUGUUAAGGUCGAACAAGACGACCCAUUAAUGAUAACAGACAUUAGCGAUCAUGCUUCUAUUAGCGGCUCUACUGUCUCUGAACUUUACAACAGCCACCCGCACUACAUUAUUACGGAGGCCCCAUCGGUUUCUGAUUUGUCACAAACUAGAACAUCGAAUGAAAUUCAAGUAAGUGACAUGGCUCAAUCUACUACUGGAGAAUUUGUUUCUAACUCUUCUGUGCACGAAUCUUCCUCUACAUCACAGCACCAAACAUCUAGAAGUGAAAAUAUUCAGACAUCGUCAACUGUUGAACAUUCCGGUUCCAGUCAUAGCCAGACAUUUGACAGGACUGCCGAUUCGUCAUCUGCCAAUCAAACUCUAAACACUGCCUUUAUUGAUAGUUCAGGCAAUCAGAGUAACUCGAGGGGUUCAUUUUUGUCAAGAUCUCAAGGCGCUAAUGCUACUGAUUCAUUCAUUCAGUCCGAACGGCAAAAUUUGUCUAAAACCGGACACAGUUCAAACGUGAGUAGCGACACUUCAAAAGGCAAUGUUAACAUUCGCGGGAAUGAACGGCACAUGAAUAUUCCAGGUGACAAAGUAAAUACCUUAAAAACGAAUCCAAACAAUUUCUAUGGGGGUGAAGGAACCCUAGAUAAAAAUAAAAAAACAAAUGAAUUUAGCAGUACAUCACAUUCGAGUCAAUCAAAGAGCAGUAAUGUUACAAAAUCAUCUUCAUCGUCUUAUGUAGUUGAAAUUGUUGAUGGAAAAGAACGUAUAGUUGAUAAAUCUCAAAGGGAGUGGGGCGAUGCAAAAGAACAUGCAACAAAUGAGGAAUAUGUUAGUGUCAGUGGAACGAAUAUAAAGCCGCAAUCUGCCUAUAGUGCCCAAAAUUAUGACAUGCAAUCAAAGUAUGAUUCUGGCAAAGAUGGAGCAAGACCUAUUAACGAAAUGACUGUAAGAGAAGAUUCGAAGUAUAUUAAAGAUGGAAAACAACUGACUAGCCACGAAAGUGUUAUUUCUCAAAAUGAUAACUCCAUACAACAACAGUUUACGUCAACGCAGAAUCAGAUUACUUCUGAUGAUCAUUACCAAUCUCACGUAGGUAAUGCAUCUCAUAAUUUACAGAACGUUCAAUCGAAUUCUGAAAAUACUAAUUAUAACACAAUGCAAAAUAAAAACAUACAAUCAAACACCUCCCAUUCUAAUAUCCAGCAGAAAGACAUAAAAGAAAAUGUAUCAAUUCAUCACGAAAACAGGAAUAAUCAAAUUUCAACAAAGCGUAAUGUUAAUCAAACAGAUUCUUCUAACUUUUAUGGUUACGAUUCUACCAUACAAGAUCAACUUAGGAAAGUUGGAAACAUCUUACAGGUUCCAAACACUGAAAAUAUAAACUAUUCAACUAAGAUACUGAAAAGUAACACCAGUAGUGCCCAACAAGCAUCGUCAUCAUCUUAUGUAUUUGAAGUUGUCGAUGGAAAACAAAGAGUAAUCGACAGCGCCCACAGAGAAUGGGGGGAUAGUAAAGAACAUUCAACACAUGAGAAAAGUCAUAAUAUCAGUGGCACCGGUAUUAAACCGGAACAUGAAUAUUCGAGGCAAGUUUUGGAUAAAGAGUCGUAUUAUGACACUGGCAAAGAUGGUGUUCCUAAGAGUGCAUCUCAAAUAUCGGAAGAAUCUGCAAUGUAUAAGAAUGGAGUGGAAAUUGCUUCCAAGCGAAAUGUAUAUGCCAGUGAUUUAACUAAAAAACAAGCUAUUACUGAACACCCAUCUGAUUAUGUAGAAGACAGGUACUUGGUAGAUGAAAACAAUAGACGGCAAACAGAUAGUCAAGAUAUCAGGUCUGACAACGUAUCAACUUAUGUUACUGAUUCUGACAAUAUUAGAAAAACAACGGAAUUAAUAACUAAUGAAAAGCAAAAUAUAUCAAAAGAGAGUUCUUCAAAGACUACCAGUGAAACAAAAGAUACCCUGACAUCGUAUGAAAGAAGCACGGGUACAUGGAAUGGUAAAUUUACUUAUGAAACUGAAGAUGACAGACCUAAACGUCCUAAGCAAGUUUCACCGUUUGGUAGAUCAGAACAACCACGGCACCACUUGAAACGUCAAGAUACAGAAGAAAAUAUAAUAAUAUCAUCUAGGGAUAUUAAAGAUUUCACCUCUAUAAGUGAUUUGCGCAAAAUCAUUGAAACAUCACAGACAAACAAGGAUGUUACAGUAAGCAACAAGAAUAUUGUGAUAAAGAGAAAUAUAGAUGACAGGGUUUUGAAAGAAAUCCUAGAAACAGUGAAAAAGUAUCCAUUUAAAAGAAUUGAUAAAGUUACUUUUGGCACAAAGAUAAAUGAGGACGUUAAGGAUUUGUAUGAAGGAAUUGAUACCGAAGAAACGACCGUUUUAAGUACAACAACUGGAGAGAAAGUGAAGAAAUCAUUUGAAGUAGAUAAAACAAGGAGUCAAAUCGAAGUAACAAGAUACAUAACUGAAAAUGGUAUUACCAGGAAAGAAACAACAUAUGAAGAUGCGAAGGAAGAUGAUAAAGUCAAAACAGAUGUGUUUGUCGACAACAGCUCGUUAGACAUCAAAAACUUGAAGGAUGUCCGCACAACGAAAGAUGUUUACGAAUACGACGUGGUCGAUCACGCAACAACUAAUACCACACGCGAAGAUAUCGUCAGCUCCGUCUAUGAUGAGACCAUCAUAGAUGAUAGAAAAACAGUGCGAGACGAUACAACGAUCAUCCACGAAAGAUACACCGACGAAACCAGACCACGUCCCGGUGGUCCCGGUGGUCCCAGGAAACCAGAAAAAGUCUGUAAGGAGCAAUGCAUCUGUGAGAUCUGUACUUGUGGGCGCCACCGUUGCCCACACAAUGAUGUCCCGGAGCCAUUGUUCGAUGUGGAGCAUACUACGAGCGUGGUUUCCGCGUACAAACAGGAUUAUGACGAGAAACAUGUCAGUCGAACAACAGCCGUUCAUCACGAAGAUCAUUUAUAUCUUGAAGGUGAUUUUCAAGAGCCGGAACGUCCUCAAUGGCAGCCCAUCGAACGGCGUAAGCCAACAAAGCCAGAAGACAACUUGAAACCUGAGGGUGAAUUUUCUACACCUGAAAAGGAACAAUGGAGGCCUGCAGAACGACAACGCCCUACAAAGCCAGAAGACAAUUUACGACCUGAAGGUGAUUUCGAAAAACGUAAGCCAGAUGAGUGGUAUCCAGGAGAUCGUGCUCCAGUUAAACGUCCUGAAGACAAUCUGAGACCAGAAGGAGAGUUUGAAAAGAGAAAGCCACACGAAUGGCAGCCUGGUGACAGAGCACCAAUACGUCGACCACAAGAUAAUUUAAAGACAGAAGGUGAUUUUGAAGAUAGACAACCUGAAAAAUGGCAACCUGGAGAUAGAGCUCCAAUGAAACGACCUGAAGAUAAUUUAAAACCGGAAGGUGAUUUCGAGAAGAGACGGCCAGAAGAAUGGCGACCAGGAGAUAGGGCUCCAACACGUCGUCCUGAAGAUAAUCUGAGACCUGAAGGUGACUUCACAACACCUGAAAAAGAAACUUGGCGGCCAGCUGAACGUCAGAAACCCAAAAAACCCGAGGACAAUUUGUUCCCAGAGGGUGAAUUUGAAGGUAGAAAGCCAGAGGUAUGGAGACCAGGUGAUAGAGCUCCAGUCAAGAGGCCAGAAGAUAAUUUGAAGCCGGAAGGUGAUUUUGAAAAAAGACACCCUGAUAAAUGGAGUCCUGGAGAUCGAGCUCCAACGCGUCGUCCGGAAGAUAACCUUCGACCUGAAGGUGAAUUUACUACACCUGAAAAAGAGUCAUGGCGUCCGGCUGAGCGUCCAAAACCUAUAAGGCCAGAAGACAAUUUAUACCCGGAGGGAGAAUUUGAAAAGCGUAAACCUGAAGAUUGGCGUCCCGGAGAAAGGGCUCCAGUAAAGCGGCCCGAAGAUAACUUAAAACCAGAAGGAGAUUUUGAGAAUAGAAAACCUGAAAAAUGGCAACCUGGAGAUAGAGCUCCAAUGAAACGACCUGAAGAUAAUUUAAAACCGGAAGGUGAUUUCGAGAAGAGACAACCUGAAAAAUGGAGUCCUGGAGAUAGAGCUCCUAUGCGUCGUCCAGAAGACAACCUAAGACCAGAAGGCGAGUUCACCUCACCUGAAAAGGAACCUUGGCGCCCAGCAGAACGUCAAAAACCUAAAAAGCCAGAAGAUAAUUUGUUCCCUGAGGGAGAAUUUGAAAAGCGUGAACCUGAAGAUUGGCGUCCUGGAGACAGGGCUCCAGUGAGACGGCCUAAAGAUAAUUUAAAACCAGAAGGCGACUUCGAGGAUAGAAAACCAGAGAAAUGGCAACCCGGAGACAGAGCUCCAAUUAAACGCCCUGAAGAUAAUUUAAAACCUGAAGGUGAAUUCGAGAAGAGGCGGCCUGAAGAAUGGCGCCCCGGUGAUAGAGCUCCAACUCGUAGACCUGAAGAUAAUUUAAGACCGGAAGGAGACUUUACAACGCCAGAAAAAGAACUUUGGCGACCAGCAGAACGUCAGAAACCCAAAAAACCCGAAGACAAUUUAUUCCCAGAGGGUGAAUUUGAAGGUAGAAAGCCAGAAGAGUGGAAACCAGGUGAUAGAGCUCCAGUCAAGAGGCCAGAAGACAACUUGAAACCUGAAGGCGAUUUCGAAAAAAGGCGCCCUGAAAAAUGGAGUCCCGGUGAUCGAGCUCCUACACGUCGUCCGGAAGACAAUCUCAGACCAGAAGGUAAAUUCACUACACCCGAAAAAGAAGUUUGGCGUCCGGCUGAGCGCCAAAAACCUACAAAGCCCGAAGACAACUUGCAUCCAGAGGGAGAAUUCGAAAAACGUAGACCUGAUGAAUGGCAACCAGCUGAUCGACCUAAACAAAAGAAACCCGAAGAUAAUUUAAGGCCCGAGGGUGAAUUUACUACACCUAUAAAAGAAAAAUGGCAACCAGCAGAACGGCAGCUGCCUAAAAAACCAGAAGAUAAUCUAAAACCAGAAGGAGACUUCGAAAACAGGAAGCCUGAAGAAUGGCGUCCAGCCGAUCGUCCUCAUCAAAAAAAACCAGAGGAUAACCUUAAACCUGAAGGGGAAUUUACUUCACCUGAAAAAGAAAAAUGGCAACCAGCAGAGAGGCCACAGCAGAAGAGGCCAGUUGACAAUUUAAGACCCGAGGGUGAUUUUACAACUGAGCGCUCAAUAACAGAUGAUUUCAAAGUCGUUACCGGUGAAAGGGCUAAAAUUAUUAAGCGCACUGAUAAUAUUAUCACUGAAGGAGAAUUUACAGAUACUACAACUUCUCGCAGCGAAUACUCAAUAAAGCCACUAGAAAAACUAAAACCUGUACGAAGAAAUACAUGGACUAAGUUAGAAGGAGACAUGACAACAGAAACAACUUCACAGUCAGAAUACAUUGAUUUUACAGAUUCUGUAGAGAGAACAACUCUAGUAACGAAAAGAACAGAUAACUUAAUUCAUGAAGGUGAGAUAGACUUCGUUACAUCAAAUCAAACAGAUUAUACAGAAAAAAAUACUGUAGUAACACGACCCCAAAGGCGACGCACGUGGACGAAAGAAGAUUUAGAAAAAUUCUAUUCAACUCAAAAUACAGAGACAACAACUACAACUACACAAGAAGAAUAUAAGAUUCGUGAUGAACGAUGGCAUGAACGGCAACAACCUAAAAAACCUAAAGAUAAUCUUGUCCCAGAAGGUGAAUUUUCAACCCCAGUAAAGGAAGACUGGCAACCAGCAGAACGAGUUAAACCCAAAAGGCCUACUGAUAAUCUGUUUCCAGAAGGCGAAUUCACUACUCCCCAAAAAGAACAUUGGCACCCAGCAGAGCGACCAAUACAAAAGAAACCUAAAGAUAAUCUUAAACCAGAGGGAGAAUUCCAACAGCCACAGCAAGAGGAAUGGCGGCCUGCUGAGAAACAAAUACUUAAAAGACCUCAAGAUAACCUUAAACCUGAAGGUGAUUUCGAAACACCGAAACGAGAAGAAUGGCGUCCAUCGGAAAGACCAAAAGCUAACAAACCUGAAGACAAUUUAAAAAUAGAAGGUGACUUCACAACACCUGAGAAAACUAGAUGGACUCCCGCUGAACGACCUGUACAAAAGAGACCUCAAGAUAACUUAAAGCCUGAGGGUGAAUUUGCUCAACCCGUUCACGAAGAAUGGAAACCAGCAGAAAAGCGUAUUCAAACUAAACCACAAGAUAAUCUUAAGCCAGAGGGUAAAUUUGAAAAACCUAAGACCGAUGAGUGGCGUCCCGCAGAACGAGCUCUGCCUACAAAGCCAGAUGACAAUUUACGCCUUGAAGGUGAAUUUGAAAAACGCAAACCUGAUAAAUGGAGUCCUGGUGAAAGAGCACAGGUACAAAGACCCUCUGAUAACUUAAAACCGGAAGGUGAGUUUACGACUCCUGAAAAGACACAAUGGCGACCGGCAGAACGACCCGUACAAACUCGGCCAAAAGAUAAUUUAAAACCAGAGGGUCAUUUUGAGCAACCAAAGGUAGACGAAUGGAAGCCUGCCGAUAGACAAACUCCUAUAAAACCCAAGGAUAAUCUUAAACCUGAAGGAGAUUUCAAGCGACCCGAAAAAGAAGAUUGGAAACCAGCUGAAAGGCCGGUCCAAAUAAAACCACAAGAUAACCUAAAGCCGGAAGGAGAUUUCGAAGUACCAACUCAAAAAGAAUGGCGGCCAGCUGAACGCCCAUCGGCUACAAAACCAAAAGAUAAUUUAAAACCAGAGGGUGACUUCGAAAAACCAAAAGAAGAUAAGUGGAGGCCUGCUGAACGUCAAACUCCAAAGAAACCACAAGAUAACCUUAGACCAGAAGGAGAUUUCGAAGUACCAACACAAAAAGAAUGGCAGCCAGCUGAACGUCAAUCGCCAACAAAACCAAAAGAUAACUUAAAACUAGAGGGUGACUUCGAAAAACCAAAAGAAGACAAGUGGAGGCCUGCUGAACGCCAAACUCCAAAGAAACCACAAGAUAACCUUAGGCCGGAAGGAGAUUUCGAAGUACCAACACAAAAAGAAUGGCGGCCAGCUGAACGCCAAUCGCCAACAAAACCAAAAGAUAAUUUAAAACCAGAGGGUGACUUUGAAAAACCAAAAGAAGAUAAGUGGAGGCCUGCUGAACGUCAAACUCCAAAGAAACCACAAGAUAACCUAUGGCCGGAAGGAGAUUUCGAAGUACCAACACAAAAAGAAUGGCGGCCAGCUGAACGCCAAUCGCCAUCAAAACCAAAAGAUAAUUUAAAACCAGAGGGUGACUUCGAAAAACCAAAAGAAGAUAAGUGGAGGCCUGCUGAACGCCAAACUCCAAAGAAACCACAAGAUAACCUGUGGCCGGAAGGAGAUUUCGAAGUACCAACACAAAAAGAAUGGCGGCCAGCUGAACGCCCAUCGCCAUCAAAACCAAAAGAUAAUUUAAAACCAGAGGGUGACUUUGAAAAACCAAAAGAAGAUAAGUGGAGGCCUGCUGAACGUCAAACUCCAAAGAAACCACAAGAUAACCUAUGGCCGGAAGGAGAUUUCGAAGUACCAACACAAAAAGAAUGGCGGCCAGCUGAACGCCCCUCGCCAUCAAAACCAAAAGAUAAUUUAAAACCAGAGGGUGACUUCGAAAAACCAAAAGAAGAUAAGUGGAGACCUGCUGAACGCCAAACUCCAAAGAAACCACAAGAUAACCUGUGGCCGGAAGGAGAUUUCGAAGUACCAACACAAAAAGAAUGGCGGCCAGCUGAACGCCCAUCGCCAUCAAAACCAAAAGAUAAUUUAAAACCAGAGGGUGACUUCGAAAAACCAAAAGAAGAUAAGUGGAGACCUGCUGAACGCCAAACUCCAAAGAAACCACAAGAUAACCUAUGGCCGGAAGGAGAUUUCGAAGUACCAACACAAAAAGAAUGGCGGCCAGCUGAACGCCCAUCGCCAUCAAAACCAAAAGAUAAUUUGAAACCAGAGGGUGACUUCGAAAAACCAAAAGAAGAUAAGUGGAGACCUGCUGAACGCCAAACUCCAAAGAAACCACAAGAUAACCUUAGGCCAGAGGGUCACUUUGAGACACCUACUAGAGAACAGUGGAGACCAGCAGAAAAGCCUGAAAUAAUAAAACCAAAAGACAAUCUAAAAACAGAAGGUGAAUUUGAAAAGCCAAAACAUGAUGAAUGGAAACCAGCUGAACGUCAAAAGCCAAAGAAACCACAGGAUAAUUUAAAACCAGAAGGCGAAUUUGAAAAACCGACGACAGAAAAAUGGCAGCCAGGUGAGAGACAGACACCUAAAAAACCUCAAGAUAACCUGAAGCCUGAAGGUAAAUUUGAACGUCCUGAUAAACCCAAGGCUGCACCAAUUGGCGAGCGACCUGUUCAAAAGAAACCAGAGGAUAAUCUUAAACCAGAAGGUAAUAUGGAAGUUAUACGGCGAACUGACUAUACAGCUACCAGAGGUGAUCGUGUCGACGUUGUGAAACAUGAAGAUCAUCUUAAAAUGGAAGGUAAAAUGGACAUGCACCGAAGAGAUGACUAUAAACGCAUAGAAAAAACUGAGAAAAUCGUUAUUCAAAAACAUGAAGACAACUUGCGUACAGAAGGUGAAUUUAUUGAUUUGCAUAUUCGAAAUGAUUACAAUGCUACGAAAGGGGAUAGAGCAGCUGUUGUAAAGCCACAGGAUAAUUUGAAACCUGAUGGAAAAUUCUACAAGCCUGAAAUUAUUCCGUCCCAACCAGCUGAAAAAAGAAAACCAUUUAAACAUGUUGAUAAUCUUAAAAUUGAACAUGAUCUAGAUUUACGUCAGAAAGUUGACAGAGUUGACAUUAUAAGAAGAGAAGACAAUUUAAGAAUUGAAGGCGAAUUUAUAGAUAUGAAACAAAAGAAUGAUUACCAAGUAGUUACUGGUGAAAGGUCAGCGAUAGUGAAACAUGAAGAUAAUUUGAAAAUGGAAGGCAAAAUGGAAAAUAUACGCUCUUCAGAUGCUUAUCGUCUCGUAAAAGGGCAAAAAGUUAAAUUAACGCGCCGGGAAGAUAACUUGAAAAUUGAAGGAGUUUUUGAAGAUCUUUCACGAAAAAAUGACUAUAAUAUAAUUAAAAGUAGUAAACCAGUGAUUAAGAGCAUUGAGAAUGAACCACAUAAUGGUGAACCAAGACAACUCACAAAAAUAGACCAGACAAAUGUAGAAAACAGAAACACACAUGUUACCUCAGAACAUAAAACUUCGAUUCAAAGAAUUGACACUGAUGAUCAGCAAAACUAUACUUAUCGACACAGUCAGGGAGGUCCCGGGGCACCACACCAUAAACCUGAUGAGCGACCUGGUUCACGGUCCAGACAUCCUUCCUCUCCAAAGCAUCAGGAAAAUCCAUCUGAACCUUACUCGCAAAAGCCGUCUGAUAGAAAGAAACCUGAGGAAGAUCAAACCGACAAAUCAAAGUGGAAGCCAACUGAUUUUUCAACACCAAUUGGUAAAACAGGUAAACCAACAUAUAAAUCUCCUACAGAACCUGACCGCGAAAGCCCUAAUAGACAAGAUCGGCAUUCCCAUGAAAGACAAGUCGUUGAUUCAGAUACAACUCACAACACAAGGGUAAAUCAAAGUGAUACACAUAUUCACACUAGCAAGGUGACGGAAUCUAGGCUUCAUACUGAAAAUCAUAAUCAUUCUAAUCGUAUACAUAGGAAUGAAAUAGAUGUAAACAGAACUCAACACAAUAAUCUACAGAAUGUGCAACAAGAAAAUAAUUUCCAGCAGCAUCAACGUAAUGAAAAUCACAAUCAAUACGCUCAGCAUCAUCACGGAGCUACGACAAAACAAGUUAUGCAUUCACACGUCGAUAACUCUACUUACCGUUCAGAAGACGUAAAGCAUUCUAAAGUGUUGAGUCAAGACGAAAGGAAUAUUAGACACGGUAGUGUUGAUCGCAUGUCGUCGGCGAGUUCAGUCGAUCAAAAUAAAUUAAAUCGUACUUCAGGUUCAAUAACUAAACAGAAUGACAAAAAUAUAAUUAAUAAGAGCGAUUCUAGAUCAACCAAAAAUACGUCAACAUCUUCAACCUCUACGAAAACAAUGAAACAAGUAACCGAAAAGAAAUUAAGAGGGGGUAAAUGGGUAAAUGUAACUAAGAUGGUUGAAGUAAAUAAUAUUACUGCUGAUACGGGAAAAUCACAUCCCAUACAUUCUGAACCUCACCAGGCGCCUGGAUUAAAAACAGGUGUAAGCGUAAUUACAGGUACCCUACCUGACGGACAAAGUAAUUCUUCGUCAAAUCAAUUCCAUUCUUCACAGAAGAAUCAAUACAAUCGCAAUCAUAGCGAUGUUUUAAAUACAACAUACUCUGUAAAAGGCACGACUGAAUCUGACAAUAUCCGACAUCAAAGGCAAAAUGAUAACAGCCAGCAACAACAUGAGAAUAUUUCGUCAUCCAAACAAGUUUCUAGCUUUACGAAACAAAUUAAAUCGACACAUAUCAGCGACAACAGUUCUCAGAUCUCUCAAACAUCUCGGAGCGUUUCAGAUAUACGUAGUGGAGAUCAAAUCCUUGGAAAGCACCUAAUACAUGAUAAUAGUGACACUACAAGGAUUAUCAAUAAUCGUGGAGGAUCUCGUCACCAACACGACCAUCAAACAUCAUCAAUACAUGAUAAAAGUGACACUACAAGGAUUAUCAAUAAUCGUGGAGGCUCUGAUCACCAACACGACCAUCAAACAUCGUCAAUACAUGAUAAUAGUGACACUACAAGAAUUAUCAAUAAUCGUGGAGGGUCUCGUCACCAACACGACCAUCAAACAUCAUCAAUACAUGAUAAUAGUGACACUACAAGGAUUAUCAAACGUGGAGGAUCUCGUCACCAACACGACCAUCAAACAUCAUCAAUACAUGAUAAAAGUGACACUACAAGGAUUAUCAAUAAUCGUGGAGGCUCUGAUCACCAACACGACCAUCAAACAUCGUCAAUACAUGAUAAAAGUGGCACUACAAGAAUUAUCAAUAAUCGUGGAGGCUCUGAUAACCAACAAGACAAUCAAACAACCAUACGAAAGGGUGCAGAUGUUUCAAAUAUUUCCACUGUAAGCCACGAACAUAACACAAAACAUACUCACGUUUCCAAUCAAAACCAUACAGUAAACAGAAAUCAGUUAAGCGACAGUGUAACUAAAACUAGCGUUGAGUUUCAAAGAGCUAUGCAUGGUGGGGACAAUUCUCUUUCCCAACAAGAUCACUCCAACCGAAGUGGAUAUCAUAAGCGUACUUCCGACUUUAUAUCCGAUGCCAAUUCCAGUAACGCUGUUCUUCAUCGCAAAGGAGUUACUUCAAAUACAGAAGCGUAUCACACUACAAGUUCCACCGCAGCGGCACAACGGAAAAGUAUCAGCAAUUUGUCAGAGCGUGGGGAAUAUAUAAGCAAUUCGACUCAAAGCGCAGACAGGAAGAGUAUCAGCUCAAUGCAUAGAUCGGCUAGAGACAACACAGCUGUUACAUCUCAGCACACUGAAAGUGUCGAUACUCGACGUCAACAACGACGGGACGGGCAAUCCACGUUUGUUACAGAGAGACAACCUCGUGUCGUAAUAAAAGAUAAUCUACGCGUUGGCGGUGAGUUCUAUGGUCAAUCAGAAGCCCGGUAUGGAAGCUUUUCUAAAUCGCAACAUUCUCAAAAGAUUGACCGCUCCGAACAUAUCGAGAGAGUUGAGCGACACUCGCGACACGGAUCUAAUUCACAUUUCGUUCUCGGAGACGGGAGUGGAACAAGCUAUAAACAAGAAUUUAGAGGCCACGUUCAUGGAACUUGCCCCGCAACGUUGUUAGAAUCUACGAGGACUCCGUUCAAGCACUCUCGUGAUUCUCGAGAACACAAGUUCUACACUGAAAAAAUAACAGAGAAAAAAUCGUUAUCGUAAACGUUUUAAAAUGCAGAAAACUAUUUACUCUUAUCAUUUUAUUUUUUUAUAUUUUACCAUUCCUUAUUAUUAUAUCCUUAUGCUUUGAGUUAAAACCGCGAGUUAAUACUAAUUUUAAGACUAUAAUGUGCCUUUAACUAAACUUUUAAACAAUGUUUAAAAUAAUAAUGUUGCGAAUUUUUAUAUAAUUUAUGACAAUUAAGAUAUUUAUAACAAAUUGCCAUGUAAUAAAAUCGUUAUAAAAU